CGUCUAUGAAAAGCCUAAUAAUGUAAGCUUAGGUCAACUGAUCUCUCCCGGAGCUCAUCCAUGACUGUCACCUCAUAAUCAAUGUAUAAGUUUGUGAAAAAAGUCUGUGAUAUGAUAUCCAUUUGAAGCGAUGACUGAAUUCAAUAUUUAUGAGAUAAUUGGCAAAAGUGUUUGCUUUCUAAUAGCAGUCUAUUAUUGUUAUAAACUAUUGAAAGGUAUUUACACCUCAUUUCUGGCCAAUACUUUGGGUUUGGGUGUCGUCUGGAAGCCGGACCACAACACUUGGGCUGUCAUUACUGGAGCCACCGAUGGCAUUGGUCUGGAGUACGCCAAUAGAUUGGCACAAAUGGGUUAUUGUCUUCUUAUAAUUAGCAGAAAUGAAGACAAACUACAAAAAGUUAAAUCACAACUAUUGAUGACUAACUUGAAAUGCAAACAAAUUAAGAUACUGGCCGUUGACUUCACCAAAGAUAAUAUUUAUCAACAAAUUAGCCGAGAGUUGGAUUCAUUGCAAGUGAUAGAUGUGUUGGUUAAUAAUGUCGGGAUGAGCUCUAAGACUGGCGAAUACUUUUCGAAAAUAGAGAAUAUUAAAGAAUUUAUUCAAUCGAUAAUCAAUUGUAAUGUCGUAUCGAUGACUAAAAUGAUUUCAAUGGUUUUGCCACAAAUGGUUGGUCGCGGCCGCGGAAUAAUCAUUAAUUUAUCGUCUCUUUCUGCUACAAAUCCAGUACCACUUUUGGCUAUAUAUUCGGCGUCUAAAGUCUAUUGUGAUUAUCUAUCGAGAAGUCUUCACUAUGAAUACAAAGACAAAGGUAUUAUAAUUCAAAGUGUUUUACCGGGAUUUGUGUCGACCAAUAUGUCAGCAAUGAGACCAUCUUUUUCAUGUCCGACGGCCGUUGCGUAUGUGAAUGAAGCCAUGAAGACAGUUGGCGUCGAGAGUCGCACGUAUGGACACUACGCGCACAAACUAUUGGGUUUUCUUCAGGAUAGUAUCAGUACAAUAUUGGGACCAAAUUAUAACUCGUAUUUCGCAUUCAAACAUCUAUUAAAAUUAAGAUCUCGUUAUUACCACAAACACGGACUAAAAGACCAGUAAUUGGUUACUAUUUUAUUAAAAAAGUUUUAAUUAAUGUUAUAUUCAUUGUACUUAAUAUACAAUAAAAUGUCAUCACUUUUAUUAUAACUCUAU
Oppia nitens is the source of this 1186-nucleotide messenger RNA. RefSeq names its product very-long-chain 3-oxoacyl-CoA reductase-like. Gene Ontology annotation, cellular component: endoplasmic reticulum. The transcript has 2 exons. The coding region runs from base 131 to 1093 and encodes 320 amino acids. NCBI's taxonomy places the organism in Eukaryota, Metazoa, Arthropoda, Arachnida, Sarcoptiformes, Oppiidae. The record is from RefSeq and is a predicted model, not a curated record. Gene Ontology annotation, molecular function: oxidoreductase activity.